CCACCUCCCCGGCGCCGCCCUUGGGACGAGCGGGCGCCUUGCACGCCAUCGACGCGGCGGGCAGCAAUACUUGGUCACGCGCCAUCCACCACUCUGCUGCGCAUCGGUAGCCGUGCGCCUGGGCAGCACCUCUUGGCAAGCACCUCUGGGCUGCUCUCACAGCCCCACGCAACACAAGCAUGUCGCGCCAGGGCAGCCGCGUGUCCUUCGACACGACGCCCGCCGCGUCCUACGCGGAGUCGCAUUUAUCAAAUGUUACGAAAAAAUCGCAAAAGCCGCUCAGCCCCGAGACUUUGAAGGGAUGUACUAUUAGUUUCGACACGGGCAUCGCGCGGAACCGGAGUAAAGUGCGAGACGAGUACGAGAAGCGCCGGGACAAGACGCCCUACAGCGUGAAGAUCCGCGGGAAAAGAAUAGACGCCAUCUCGCGCCCGGACCCGCCGAAGAAGAAGAGCAUCCACGACGAAAAGCCGCCGGAAGAAUUGCCCAUUGGCAGUACGGUCCUGAAACUCGCCAAGGUUCGUCGUAGAGCCCAAACGCUGAAAGCGUAUGAUUUAUCAGAUACGGUUACUGAAUUAGCGUCCUGGGCCGACGGGCUGCGGAUCUACGCUCCCGAUAGGGUUGAUUUGAAUCCCAUCUUGGAGCCCAUCACUGGAAAGGACCUACCUCGUCAAUACUUACGAGGCGCGGACGCGCGAAAGGCCUAUUUGAGGGGAGGCAAGAAGCCCCUGCCCCCUCGAGCGGGGCCGCUGCAGGUGUCUUUCGUGCAAGGCAUCUCAGUGGCUCCCGUCCUGUCAAAGGGCGCAAUCGAGGAGGACCUGGGCGAUGUCUUUGCGGAGAACCACCGGUUACGACAGAAGGGUUAUGAUGAUAUAUUGGACAUUCAGCCCGAUUCUACCAUACCACCUCCUCGCAUCCCGACGCCGCCGCCGACACCGCCACCUACACCACCUCCAACGCCCGCUCCAAAAGUCUACCCGUUCCCCGACGAGGCCUGCACGCAGCGCUUGUCACCUUCUGUCAUAGACACGUAUUUUGGCGACGGUGCGCGGGACAAGUUCCGGAAAGCGUUCCGGAGGAUCUCGCAGCAGGCUUGUUAUGUUAGAACCACAGAUGAAAUUACGGUAAAGGGCCCCGUUCCCUUCGACGCGGAGCUAGACUCAGACAAUGAGAGGGAACCGGGCUUACUUGCACCAUUAAACUCGCCGAGGCACGACUUCCUCGCGGAGCUCGCUCGCUUACAAUUACCGCCGGAGUGCAUCCUGAUACGGGAGACGCCUCCUUCCACAAGAGCCGAAGCAUUAGCGAGGCCGGACUCCACGGCCCUAGAUCUGUCGCAUCGUUCCUUGGGCGAUGUGUUGGGUGAGGCAUUAGCUCGAGUACUGCCAAAAUUACCAGAAAUAGGUGAAUUGCUCGCGGCGGGCAAUCGGUGGAGCGACGAUGCAUUAACGCCGUUGUUAGAUUCAUGCAUCAAAAUAGGCCCGAAGCUCAAGACCCUGGAUCUGUCGGCCAACGACCUGGACGAUGCCUCGGCCAGGAAGCUGGCCGAAGUUUUGAGCCAUGAGAAAUGUGGGAUAGUGUCGCUCGGUCUGGCGGACGCGGAUCUCGACGACGCGGAAUUGGCACCUAUCUUGGAACAAUGUGCGAAGUCCAAGACGCUCAAGGUCUUGGAUGUGGCGGGUAAUGGUCUCGGCGGCGCGACUGACACGAACGGCGCGUCGGCCCUCGCGGUCAUGCGAACUACAUCAGAAGCGACGACCAAGGCGCAUGACAAGAAAGCACACCACACCAAAAACAGUAUUGGGGACUCCAAAGGGUGGGCCCAGUCGAAACGGAGUUUCUUGGACGCGCGGCCCGAGCUCAAGAAAAAGGUGGCUCAAUCUAAGGUCUUAGGUGGUGUUGCGGUCGGGUUGGAAUUACUCACGAAGAACGGCUGCGGGUGUUUGGAGUUGAUCGCUUGUUUAGGGGCCUCGUCUUCCUUAACUCAUGUCGACCUGUCGUGGAAUCGCAUCGGAGAAAAGGACGGCGCCGUCUUCGCUGCUUUAUUAUCGCAGAAUACGACGUUGGAGAAUGUCGCAAUGGGGUUCAAUUCAUUAGGAGAUGUCGGCCUGCAGCACCUGGCCACGUGUCUCAGCACGAAUAAAACGCUGAAGCGCCUCGACGUAAGAUACAACGGAGGCGGCCCGCGCUGCGCUUCUGUGUUUGCGUCUCAUUUGAGAAAGAAUACUAGUCUGACGGAGUUGGUCCUCGACGGCAACCCCUUAGGUGCGGAAGGGCUCCGGGCCUUCUCAAGGGCGGCCGGAGAGAUAACCUCAUCCCUCAAACUGAGGGACUGCCUCUACGACGUCAAGAAGCCCUUGACAAGUGUGGGCCUCUUCAUGGAGGAGGUCAAGAUCGGCAAGGGGAAGAAAGCGAUUACAAUCCCUGCAAAACGCAUGGACGCGGAGCCCUCUAGAUCUCUGGCACUAGCCAAAGCGAGAGGUAGCUGGGGCAAGGAGCUGCCUGACUUGCAGCACCACGAGGCCUACGACGCGGACACGUUGCAGAAAGUCAAUGAUGCUCAAAAGGCUGUCGAGCAUUCGACGCCGCUGAAUAUGAAAGAAACUCUGUGGGACCCCGCGACGCCCCGCGGCUUUUAUCAGUUGGAGUUGGACGAUCCCUACGAAAGGUCUGUAGCCGAGGACAUCCUGGAGUUGUGUGGUAAAAGGCCCGGCCUAUCCUUGACGGAUGUCGUUAUGGCCGACGGUGUGGAGGAGUUGCGCAAGCCGGAGCACUUCAAGACGAAACUAACGUUGAGGGUGGAACCUCCACCAAAGGAAUAUUCCAAUGAUGAAUUCCUGCCGUUGCCAGAUGUCAAUGAGAGAGAGGAAGACGAGGCCGACGAGCUGCUGCGGGAGAGUCUCAUCGAACAGGGCAAGGAUGCCUGUUUGCGAGUAUUAGUGAAAGGUCGAACGCCCACUAAUGAGAGAACCGUAGGACAGAUUGUCGACGGCGAGGACAACGCGUUCACAUUGCCUCCAAUGGAAGAGGGCGGCUGCCUCCGCUUCCGCCUAUCGACAACGCCGCGCGCUUCGUCCGUCCUCGAGGCGCCGUCCGCCAAUGGUCUGGAGGCGCUCGUCAAAUGCAUGAGGGAGGACACGGAGCGAGGCGCCUCGGCGGAGGACGCAGUAGACGUGUGGACGCGCGACUGGCGCCUCUUGAGUUGCCAGGUCCCGAGGUUGAUGGAAGCUUUGCAAAAAACGCCGCCGGAAAACGUGCUAUCGAUACUACUCCCGCGUUUGGUGGAUGACGCAGGCGCCGAGGCAUUGAUGGAACCUUUAUCGAGGCCGCAGCAAUCCGUAUUACUGAGGAAGUUGGGAAGAUACGGCUCGGUGUUCUUUGGGGCCCGCAACGGGAAAUAUGAAUUGGACCUGUCGGACCCGCUCCACCAGGAAUGCGCGCGGCGCCUCGCUUCGCGUUCCUCAGCGGAGCGCCGCUGGUGCCUCCAGCAACUCCCCGAGGAAUUACCCGUACCACCGGAAGGCGCGCCGUUCAUCUUAGAUCAGCCUCCUAUCACAAAACCGACGGAAGCGCAAAAAGCAACUUUUUUUGGAGAAGGGUCGGAGCAGCGCUACGGUUCCGGUUGUUUUAGGAACGUGUCCUAUGGCAACAUUCAGCUGACCGGUGUGGUAGGUGAUGACUUUUUAGGGGCUAUCAUCGAAGCGCGGGCGCCGCGCGGCACCUUACGGUUUGACUAUUCAUCAUUGAUGCCCGUGGCCGAGGGCGAGACGUUGCCGAAUGCGGCCUUCCGGCGCACUUUAGAUGAGUGCGGGCUGCCCUUGGACGCCGUCGUGCUGGCGGGCAAAAUUGGAAGGUCCUACCUCGAAUCGGUCGACGAGGAUGCUGGGGAUGCAAAGUGGCGCGCGCGCGCCAAGGUCAUCGACGAGCGCUUCCUGCACGACAUUGAUACGGGCGCGCACGACCCGUCAAACCCCAUGGCCUUCCUCGAGGCGGCCUCCCCUCUGGAUGUCGGGACGGCGGUCGCGCCCGUCGCCGCCGCGCUGCGGAGUGUCAAAGAGGACGCGACGGGCGUGAUCGCCGGGCCCGCGGCGGCCGUGCUACGCGCCGUCCAGCGCGCUGGCACGUUCACGGCCGAGGACCUGGGGGAGAGCGGCGACCCGGAGGCGCCCGCGACGCCCGCGACGCGGCUCCGCGAGGUGCUCGCGAAGGCCUACGUGGACGUGGGGGCCUGGGACGGUGCGGUGGAGGCGCUCUGGGCUGAAUUAAGUCGCCGCGAGAGCUGUCUUGGGGUGGAGAAGGGCAAGCUCGUCCGGGUCGCGCACGCGGUGCGCGUCCGCGUCGUCGCGGGCGGCCGCUGUAUUUUGCGGGUGCGCGGGCUCGAGGCGGGCGAAAUUGAUACGCGGACAUUUCUUGGAGUUUCAAUGCCCGUCCUGCAGAAGAGCUCGGGCCGCGUCUGCACGCAGCAGUCGCCCGCGGCGGCCGCCGCGGCGCUCGCGAAGCAGGCCGUGCUGGAGCCGCUGGGGCUGACCAAGGCGAAGUUGGUGGAUCGUGGCGCCUGCGAAUCUGGGGUUGCGCCGCGCGCCCCGCACCAGCUGCCCGGCGUCGCCACGCGCGUGACAUAUCACUUUUACGACGUGGUGCUCGAUGGCUUCGAGGACCGCGCCGCGGAGCGCGAGGCCGAGGCGUUGCUGGACGCGGCGUCGCGGGACCCGGCGGAGAAGUGGCGCUUCGUCGACCGCUGCUUCGGCGACGACGUCCCAACGCCGCCGACCGACUGCGCGGCCGCGUUGGAAAGUUUGAGGAGACGCCUCGCCCAGACGAAGCUGACUUCACAACAACUGUGCGUCUGCGCCGCGCUCUUCCCGGCGGCCGCGGUCGACGAGAUCUAUUAUCGCGACGAGGUCCUGGCGGGCCUGGCGCAUCUUGUCGUGGACUUCGAGCACCUGGAAAGUACGGCGAAGGCGGCGCCGUGCCACCUCAACGAGGAGGCCUGGCGGAGAAUAGUGAGGCGCCUGGGCGUGCUCAAUGUCAAGGACCCGCGCGCGCUUGGAGGCACCUACAAUCUAAACUUGCAGCAGCCCGACGAGCGGCGGUGCGCCGGCGUGCUGAUGGCGCUCGUCGAGGACUUGUCGGUGGAGCAGCCGCCCGCCCCGAAGAAGAAGGGGAAGAAGAAGGAGCCUGUCGUCGUCAUUCCGCCCAAGGAUCCGACGCCCGGGACCGCCUUCCUGCGCGAUCUCGUCUUCCGACCGACUGAGAAGGCGGACCCCGAGCCGGGCUGGGUCUUGCCCAAGGUCUGGCGCGCGACCAAAGGUGAGAACAUCGGCAUUCCGACGGUCGGGCGCCUGGCCUGCGCCUACGAGCCGGGCGACCGCGAGGUCGAGGACGCGGAAGAGAGAAGGAACGUCGUGGAGGAGCUGCGGCCCUGGUUCAAGGUCGGCUUGCCGAGGCCUGCGUAAAUGUUACAACAC
This is a messenger RNA of Pelagomonas calceolata, 5468 nucleotides long. NCBI's taxonomy places the organism in Eukaryota, Pelagophyceae, Pelagomonadales, Pelagomonadaceae. The record is from the annotation of a GenBank genome assembly.